ACGGUACCAAGGGCUUUUCAUCUUCCACGCAGGAAAGAGGACCAUCUCCCCACGCACUGUGAUGCAGGGUGCGUGUGUUCAGCCCCAUAGAAGAAGGCAUCUCCUGCAAUCGAUGACUAAAUAUAUAAUAAAUAAAUAAAUCAGUCAAAGAGGCAGUGGUUUAGUGAGUGGCACCAUGCGCGAUGAUUAAUCAGUGUGUAGCUGGAUCCUGGCAGCGCACAGAAAUCCAGUCCGCAUCAUUCCCUGACAGCACUACGAGAGAGGGGAGGCAGAGGCACGGCUCGGAUCUCAGACUGUAAUUGAGCAGCAUGACAGACACAGUGAUGAGUGGCGGAUCAGGUCGCUGGGUGUCCAACGACAGGCAGAGGAACAUGCGUCCAAGUGAUAAAGAGCAGGGGAAUUGGACAAUGCAGCCUGGUUCUGGUCCUGGUCCAGACCUAACAGAUGAAGAGAAGAAGAUUAUAAACAAUGUGAUUGCCCGUGCUGAGAAAAUGGAGGCCAUGGAGCAGGAGAGAAUUGGGCACCUGAUAAACCGCCUGGAUGACAUGAAGAAGACCGUGUGUGGAGACGGGGUUUCUCGCUGUUUGUUGUGUGGGGAACAGCUGGGCUCACCUGGGGUCAGCUCCGUCGUUUGUGAGGACUGCAAAAAGAACAUGUGCACAAAGUGUGGCACACAGUGUGGCAGCCGACCACACCCUGUGUGGCUGUGCAAGAUCUGCAGAGAACAGCGUGAGGUGUGGAAGAGAUCCGGUGCCUGGUUCUUCAAAGGUUUUCCGAAGCAGUUCCUCCCGUCGCCCAUGCCGUUGUCUAAACAGAAGGAGACAGCUCCUAAGGAGGCAGCCGAGCCUCGGAAGCCGACAGCCUCUGUGACAAGGGAGGCGACAACUCAGCCAAAACCACCUGUUUCCAAUCAGAGUCAGGCUUCAGCAUCUGAUGAGCAAAGUUCAGGUGCGCAGACACAGGCCCGUUCUGCUUAUCCUCCUGUGGCUCCUAAACCAGCUAUGCGUAUGGCUGCAGGGGGGGUCGGCCCCGAAGAGGCAGGUCAGGGAAGUCCAGUGGUGAUGAAGAAGAUGGUGCCUGUACAAAGCUCCAGGGCACAACCGGUUCAAGCUACCAUGUCCCAGCAAGGUCCUAUGGCAGGAGAUGUAGGUGCUUACGCUUCAGAGCAGAGAGGAGCGCCUGCUGUAAGAGAGGAAAGGAGGCAGCCCACACCCUAUAGUGCACCCCCGCCCCGACAUCAACCCCCUCCAGCUGAUGAGGAGGAGGAGACCAAUGACUAUGACUCCGAUGAAGCCACAACUCUCGGCUCUCUGGAGUUCGGGCUGCUCUAUGAUCAUGAAAGCAACAGCCUCCACUGUAGCAUCCUCAAAGGAAAGGGACUGAAGCCCAUGGACUCCAAUGGGCUGGCAGAUCCUUACGUGAAGCUUCAUCUGCUGCCUGGAGCUAGUAAGUCGAACAAGCUGCGCACAAAGACCCUGAGAAACACCCGUAACCCUGUGUGGAAUGAAACACUCACCUAUCAUGGCCUGACAGACGACGACAUGCAACGUAAAACCCUCAGGCUUUCUGUCUGCGAUGAAGAUAAAUUUGGCCACAAUGAGUUUAUCGGCGAAACCCGCGUUGCACUGAAGAAGCUGAAGAUGAAUCAGAAGAAGACCUUCAAUGUUUGCCUAGAGAGGGUUGUGCCUACUAAGAGAACUGCGACAGCCGGAUCAGCUAGAGGGAUCUCUCUCUACGAAGAUGAGUCAGGGAAAGAGGGCGCAGAAGCAGAGGAGCGCGGUCGCAUUCUGAUGUCGCUCAUGUACAGCACCCAGCAGAAUCGCCUCAUCGUGGGGGUCGUUCGCUGCGUUCACUUGGCUGCCAUGGAUGCUAAUGGCUACUCUGACCCAUAUGUCAAAAUAUGCCUGAAACCUGACAUGGGGAAAAAGGGCAAGUGCAAAACACAGAUCAAGAAGAGGACUUUAAACCCAGAGUUUAACGAGGAGUUUAGCUUCGACAUCAAACACAGUGAGCUGGCCAAGAAGACCUUAGACAUCUCUGUGUGGGAUUAUGACAUCGGGAAGUCCAACGAUUACAUAGGUGGCUGCCAGCUGGGCAUUACCGCCAAAGGGGAAAGGCUGAAGCACUGGUAUGAGUGCUUGAAGAACAAGGACAAGAAGAUUGAGCACUGGCACACCUUAGUGAUUGAGAAUCAUGUCGCUAGUGAUUAACCAUGCACCAGUAGCGCACAACGAAUCAGAUUGCAUUCAUGUCUUGCUGCACUUUUAAAAAUGAAGUUCUGGUUUUUUUUUUUUAUUAAUAAUUGGAUCAUACCUGAACGUGCAGGCACUGUUUCUUCCUUCUCUGUAUUCAGCAGUAAUUCCCUAAUUUUUCUUUGUAGCGCUUUCACUCCUGAUACCCAAUUAGCCUAUGGCACAAAUCCCAUUAUGUAAAAAAUGAAAAACAAGUAAAGCAAGUUUAAAAAACUUUCAUCAAAAAGGCCUUCAGAUCCGUCAGAAAUCCUUUGCAGAGACACAUUUAUUCGCUGAGGGAAAUUAAGUCUGAAUCGCACUAGAAAAGAUCAGGAAAAGCAAUAUGUUAUGGCAUUAGAACCAUCAUCAGCGUUCACAAAGGCCAUAACUCAACCCACAACCUAAACUCCUUACACAGUUGCUGUUUUAAUCAUAUAGAGCUCUAUAAGCAUGCCAGGCCCCAGCUGCACUUUAAAAUAAAUCAGCUGUACGAACACACUGUAUAUUUACACAAAGAAAUGUUUACAUAUGAUACAUUGCUCAGGUUAGGAUAGACAUCUGAUUUAGAUGAUUCAUAUGUGAGUGAACUAUGAGCUAGAAUAAACCGUAAGCAGUUGCUGUUAAUUUGUGGUUUAAAAAAGAAAUAAAUAUGGCACACCUGUUUAGUUUGACAACUGUUUUUCUGCUGUGUUAUUCAAGAUGUGUGUGCUGUUUUAUGUUUGUAGGGCGUAAUAUCUAUGUGUAAAGAGAAACUGGAACCAAGAUAUUGAUUCAUUUAAUUUCUUUACGGGGGGAUAAAAAAAAGAAAACAAACAGAAUCGCGUCCUGCUACCUCUGCUCGUUCAAAGCUCGCAGUUCACUCUGACGCCUCAGAGGGUUUUUUACUGUAAUGUUUACACUGAACACAGACGGUAAAGUGUCCUAGUCGUUUACAGGAGAGAGAAGAUGGAGCAAGUCAUGUGGAAAGUAUGUGCAGCUUUUACCUGCAUGCACUGUGCUUGUGACUCUCAUGUGCCUGGGGCAGCUUUAGCCCGCUUUUAGCCUGAUCAUCAGCCCCCCCCCUCUCUCUCUCUCCCUCCCUCCUCCCCACCCUGAUUAUCAAAAGCUUCAGUGAGUGUUUGUUCACUAAUUAAAGCAAAUUAAGCAAAGCACACCUUAAACAGUGGAAUGACCUCUAUUUAUACAGAAAAUUGUCUGCAAGUUAUUCCAGUGUUAAUACAAAGACAAAAAAAAUCCUAUGCAUGAUGUUAUACUAUAUGUGUAUAUAUAUAAUAUACAUAUAUAUACAUAUAUACAUGUGUGUAUUUAUAUUUGUUAGAAAUAAAUGCUAUUGUAUCUUCAUUAAUGUUUACACUCUUCACCAUAACAUUCCUUUUGACACAGAGGCCAUACUCUGCAUGACUAUAACAAUAUCGACAAAUCCAGAUAAGCUGGUUUGCUAGUAUACAUGGGAUUUAAAAAAAAAAGCAGUCACUGAGCAUAUAUACAUAGGAGGUCUAUGAGUAGCAGAUUGAAAUCUUCAUGUUAAACUGAGAGAUUCUGUAAAUGCACACAUAAAGCUUACCAGUGUGUUGUUUUCUGAGUAAAUCAAUGCCCAGAUGUGACAGUGACCUUGUACUACACUGUGCUACUUCAACAGCUGAUCAUGAAGAUAUGAUCGAUUGCUUGUAAAAACAAAACAACUGGCUUCUGCCUGAGCUCAAGUUAUAGCCGCCUUCUACUUGAUUCUGCCAGUUCAGUGGAAUGUUCCUUAAUCUCUGUACUUGUACAUAGAUAGUGCAUGAAGUCGAAUUCUGUAUGUUUGCUAAUGACUUUGCAUGUAAAGGUUUUGCAGAAAGUUUACACAGACCAAUAAAAUUUAAUGCAAAUUGA
Messenger RNA from Cyprinodon tularosa, 4103 nucleotides. RefSeq names its product rabphilin-3A-like. Gene Ontology annotation, biological process: intracellular protein transport. The record is from RefSeq and is a predicted model, not a curated record. Bases 309 to 2210 code for a protein of 633 amino acids. Lineage: Eukaryota; Metazoa; Chordata; Actinopteri; Cyprinodontiformes; Cyprinodontidae. Gene Ontology annotation, molecular function: small GTPase binding. Gene Ontology annotation, cellular component: membrane. The transcript is spliced from 19 exons.